GCAAGUCGUCAAGGUGAUACCAUUUGCUACUCACUCAAUUGAACAGUAGAGGACGCAGUUGUGCACUCUUUGUGAUUUGCACUGGUCUCCUGUAUCACUUGCUAGCUGGGCACCCGGCUAGUCAACAUUUUUUUCUCCCAAUACUUUCAUCCAUGAUGGCGGAGGAUAGCGAAUCUGCAGCCAGCCAGCAGAGCUUGGAAUUAGAUGACCAGGACACAUGCGGGAUUGACGGAGACAAUGAGGAGGAAAAUGAACAUAUGCAAGGGAGCCCUGGGGGCGACCUGGGAGCCAAAAAGAAAAAGAAGAAACAGAAGAGAAAGAAAGAGAAACCCAGCUCAGGAGGAGCUAAAUCAGAUUCUGCGUCUGACUCACAAGAGAUCAAGCAGAACCCAGCCAUCCCCAUGCAGAAGCUGCAGGAUAUCCAGAGGGCCAUGGAGCUGUUGAGCACCUGCCAAGGCCCAGCCAAGAACAUUGACGAGGCCAGCAAGCACAAGUACCAGUUCUGGGACACACAACCUGUUCCUAAACUCAACAAAAAGAGAAUUAAGCAAGAUGAGGUGGUGACGACCCACGGGCCCAUCGAGCCAGACAAGGAGAACAUCCGGCAGGAGCCGUACUCCCUCCCGCAAGGCUUCAUGUGGGAUACACUGGACCUCAGCAAUAGCGAAGUGCUGAAGGAGUUAUAUACCUUGCUGAAUGAGAACUAUGUGGAGGACGAUGAUAACAUGUUCCGAUUUGACUACUCCCCUAACUUUUUGAAAUGGGCAUUGAGGCCCCCUGGUUGGCUCUCUCAGUGGCACUGCGGGGUGAGGGUCUCCUCCAAUAAAAAGCUGGUUGGUUUCAUCAGUGCCAUCCCCGCUGAUAUCCAUAUCUACGACACGUUAAAGAGGAUGGUGGAGAUCAAUUUUUUGUGUGUGCAUAAAAAGUUGCGCUCGAAGCGAGUAGCUCCAGUGCUGAUCCGUGAGAUCACACGACGGGUGAACCUGGAGGGAAUAUUCCAGGCCGUGUACACGGCUGGUGUUGUUUUGCCCAAACCCGUUUCCACCUGCAGAUACUGGCAUCGUUCUCUGAACCCCAGGAAGCUGGUGGAGGUGAAGUUCUCUCACCUUAGCAGAAACAUGACGUUACAGAGAACCAUGAAGCUCUACAGACUACCAGAUAGCACGCGCACGCCUGGUCUGAGGCGCAUGGUGGAGGCAGACGUGACUCAGGUGACCGCCCUUCUGCAGAAGCACCUGAGCCAGUUCCACCUGAGGCCAGUCAUGCAGGAGGAGGAGGUGACCCACUGGUUCUUACCGCAGGAGAAUAUUAUCGACACAUUCGUGGUGGAGAGUCCUGAUGGAGUUUUGACAGACUUCACCAGUUUCUACACCCUCCCCUCGACAGUGAUGCACCACCCCCAGCACAAGAGUCUCAAGGCAGCCUACUCUUUCUACAACGUCCACACACAGACUCCCCUCAUCGACCUGAUGAACGAUGCCCUCAUAUUGGCCAAACUGAAAGGCUUUGAUGUGUUCAAUGCUCUGGAUCUGAUGGAGAACAAGACUUUUCUGGAGAAGCUCAAGUUUGGCAUUGGAGACGGCAACCUGCAGUAUUAUCUCUUCAACUGGAAGUGCCCCCCAAUGGAGCCAGAGAAGGUCGGACUGGUUCUACAGUAAGACGACACCAUGAGGGCCCGUACCGCGUCUCCAUCUGACCUUGAGCCUGAGGGUAGUCCUCAGGAGGAAAACUUAAAUCAAAACAAAAAAGAUGACAAGAAACUCAGACCUGUCAAAGCCGAACGAUAAGACUUUAAGCUGCUCUUGCGAUCAUCACCUGAGGAUGCUCCUUCUCCUCCUCUUUAUCCUGAAUGUGAAUGGCACCAUCCAUGAAAAAGUGGCUCAUACGAAAACAAGAUAUCUCUCCAUCCUGACUAUACACAGUACCAACUUUUAACUCCUGUCAACUGUGCACAAACACACACACACCUUCCAUUCAACGUGUUUUCAUGCUUACUAUCAAAUAAUACAGUGGUCUACCUGCAUACACAAAUCAUAGGAGGGAGUUGUGUAUGACAUUGUUGAGAAAUGUUUUAUUUUGUUUGUAUGUUUGUUUCAUUAUUUUGUACAGUUAAGGUGCAUCUGUAUUUGACAAAAGCGAACAUUUAGAACUCUGUACAUUUACUGGCAGAUAUUUAUUAUCCGUUGUGUUCUGUGUGACGGGAGGGGAAAGGUUACAAUCCCAAAGUUAGUUUUUGUGAUGUUUUCUUUUCUCCAAGCAGAGCCUCUGUUGGUGCAGCUUAACUGUGAGUUUGCAUUGGGAAGAGGAACUUCUGGGGGGUGGAAGGGUAACAUAGGUAUUUUCAAGGAAGAAUGUAUUUUGCAUUUUUGAAGCACAACCUAAACAUAAAUGAACAGAAUGAUCUGUGGUGCAUUGUUUUUUUAUUUUGUUUUUUUAAUGUAAUUUUGCUGUGCAAGUUUGGAGUGUUUGAGUUGUGAGGAGACAAUAUUCUAGACCUGUUUAAAUUAUGGCUGCAUAAUUUAGCAGGGGAAGCUUGCAGGUAGAUUAUCCUCACCACAAACAAUAUUCCUGACAAUGCUGAUAGUAUUUUCUGUUUAAGUUAUAGUAUGUUUUAAUUAAGUUCCUGACAGUAUUUGUCUUUUUUAUUUUAAAAUAAAAGCAAGAACAAGGAAAAAA
Messenger RNA from Alosa sapidissima (American shad), 2676 nucleotides. RefSeq names its product N-myristoyltransferase 2 (gene nmt2). Gene Ontology annotation, biological process: N-terminal peptidyl-glycine N-myristoylation. NCBI's taxonomy places the organism in Eukaryota, Metazoa, Chordata, Actinopteri, Clupeiformes, Clupeidae. Bases 153 to 1658 code for a protein of 501 amino acids. Gene Ontology annotation, molecular function: glycylpeptide N-tetradecanoyltransferase activity. The record is from RefSeq and is a predicted model, not a curated record. Gene Ontology annotation, cellular component: cytoplasm. The transcript has 13 exons.